Acanthamoeba castellanii str. Neff is the source of this 1162-nucleotide messenger RNA. RefSeq lists its product as uncharacterized. The annotation marks the transcript as partial. The transcript has 8 exons. The record is from RefSeq and is a predicted model, not a curated record. Lineage: Eukaryota; Discosea; Longamoebia; Acanthamoebidae.
GACGUGCUCAUAAUCGACUUUCUGCCCUUCAUCUUCGGCAAGUCGAAGAACAUCAAGACCGGCGAGCACUUUCUCAACUACGUCUUCAAGAUCAUUCGAGAUUUCUUCGACAAGGGUGGACAUACCUGCGUCAUUGCGAUCGAUACGCUCAAGUAUGUUCCGCUCGCAAAAGCACCGACGCAGAUGGAUCGCGACAAGUACAGCAAGCCGCUGUCCAAGGAAGAGCUGGGCCUCGGUGAAGGUAAGGAAGUGAUGGGUCGUGGCCUGCUCAUCCACCAGGAGUGGCACCGCGUGAUGGCCAACAGAGACCUGCGGGAAGAGAUCUUCAGGUACUUCGAGCAAGAGUUCUUGCGCAACUUCUUCAAACGGGUCAAGAAGGAGACGUGGGACAAGUGGGCGCACGCCGACAUUGCGCAGCAGAGCAAGGAAGGUGGCAAGAAGAUGCCGAGAGAAUGGCUCAAGUCUCUCGUCAUCGACGGCGGCACACGCUAUGGACCCAACCCAUAUGUCAUUUACUCAUCUGGAAAGGUGUGCGAAAAGCCAGAAUGGCGGAACUACAUCGGGGAGUCGGACCUAAAGAUCCCUUUCUACAUCAACUACGUGUUCCCCACGGAGAACUUUCUGGUCAACUCAAUCGACUCAGAUCUGAUUCGUAUUCUGCUUGGUGGGACGCCACUUCGUCUGGACCCGGCCACGGGGCUUCCCACUUCGCGUAUCUACCUCCGACUGAAUGAUGCCAAGAAGGCCGUUGAGACUGAGGAAGAGAAACCUCAGCCUGCUGUGGUGGCGGCGGCGGUGGUUGAUGGAAUGGUGAACGAAGGCGAAGAAGGCGAGCCUCCAAAGCCGCAAGUCGUGAAGAGAGGCAGAGGAAGGCCCAAAGGCUCAACUUCGAAGAAGCCCAGCGCCAAGGCGAAGGCUGCAAAGGGGAAGGAAAAAGCGACCAACGAUACUGGCGAUGAGCACCAGCAAGCGGAGCAGGAGGAGGCGAAGAGUCCUGUCGAGCCAGAGGAGCGAGAGACGGCUGACACUACGGAGACUGGCGCUGGGGGAGAGCGCGGCGAAGGGAGGACAGGAGGAGAAGGCCAAGAAGGAGGAGCCGGAGUACUUCUACGAACCGGACUACGUCGACAUCAACGCUCUCUGGGUGGCCAUACGCGAGCAC